GACAGUGGCUGGUGAAGUGUUUGAGUGACCAGUAAAAUAAAUAAAUAAAUAAAUAUAAAAUCGUUAUCUCUGGCUAGUUGAAAAAAAAAGUCUCAAUUUCCACCCGUUUGAAACCAACGCCACGAACAAUGCUGAUGGUUCUGAAGAGUAAACGAUAACAGAGGGGACUUACUGCGGAAGGAUAAAACAAUUACGUUCACAUUUUAGCUACUUGUUUAUUUCUAGUCACAUUCAUUGUAGUGAUAUGUCACAGUGAGGCUUCCGUAGCCUGGGGCAAACUGAUGAGCAUGCGCUGUACAUCCAGUUGUUGUCAGUCACACAGAGUAAUAAAAUUGAGUUCUACAAGCUGCAUAACUGGUUCUUCAUAAAAGAUAGCCGUUCACGACAUUCAUGGUAUUACUUUUACUUAAAAAACAAUUCCGCGAAAUUAGCUGAAGCUAAGUGGCUUGAAGAAUUAGCCGUGAUAAUUUCGUUAAGCAAGAAUGCAACAAUGAGGAGCCAGAGUCUGACCCAGAGCAGGAGAAAGAAGACGGCGAACCUGCAAAAGAAAAUUUUAUUGUUACACAAUCAGGUCGGCAGCAAUUGUUAUCAACCAGAAAUGUAUUAUUGUCUUCGGUAGCAGGUUAAAAAGUUUGAUAAGUUGUGAUUUUUAUGUAUUGUAACGAUUCUGUGUUUUAGUUAUGCUGCGGUUCAUGUGGUUAUUUGUUAUAAGUUGCAUUGUGAUCCUUUUUGUUAUAUGUAGUGUUAAGGGCUUCCCCUGGCUGACUGCUGGCUCCCGCUCACAUGUGAUAAGCCUGUCAUGUGGGCGGGGGAUCGUUGGAGAGGGAGUACCAGGACCGGAAGUGGGGAGAGUUCAGAGGGAAGUUAGCAGUGAAGCUAACAGUUGAGUGUACCCCUUUGUAUGAGGCGUGAGCUGCAGCCUCAGAAAUAGCAGCUUGUACUUAUUUCUAAUAAACCCUGUUGGCGGGACUACAUCUGCGGUGUUGGCGUCAUUACAGUAUAUUUAAUGUCUCUCCUGUUUGUUUGUUUGUUUUACUUGUAUAAAUGUUCGCCUUCUGCUUUCCACCCAGGAGCUGUUACAACAAAGUUUCAGAAUCUGACCACAGGGUGGCGCAAUCAGUUUACGGUGCCCUAAGUUAAAACAAUUUGCAAAUAUGAACUUAUUUGUUGUUUUAUAUUAACAUUACAGAAACAUGUAGAACCAUACAAUUAGAGCAAAGCACUUAAGGCGGGAUAGAGACCUUGAUUUACCUUUUGCGUUCAAAUGAAAAACAUCGUCACUUUCAUAUCAAACAGUCUCUUUCAAAUGGUGCAACUUAUACACUGCAGAUCUGAUUAGCCACUUUGCUAAUUAAACUAUUUGUUAAAAUUUAUAUAGAAAAGCGAAAUCACAUAACAAAUACGUUAAUGUACAGUGGUCAUGGUAACGACUUCCCCAUGCAACAGUGUGAGGGAUGCAGAGAGCAGUCAUCCGCGGGGAUCCAAGGAAGCAAAGAUUUCACCUGAAUCAUUUGGGUGCCAUCAUGCAGGAUCACAGGAAUGGUAUGAAGCCAUUUCCACCACCAGUCAGUAACGACAGGAUCAUCUCAGAAUUCCCUCAAUGCUACACUCCAGAGGCCUCCUUCCAGCUGAAGACAGACUGGGACAUUCAGACUAAAGCAGCCUUUAAACACCAAGCUGCCAGGCUGCAGACAUGGGAUCGCCAGAAAAUGUCUAAAGUGGUAGUUGUCGGAGACCUCAAUGUCGGAAAGACCGCCCUCAUUAAAAGAUUUUGUAAAGAUGUCUUUGAAAGAGACUACAAAGCCACAAUAGGAGUGGAUUUUGAGAUUGAGAGGUUUCAGAUAUUGGGAGUACCUUUCUCUCUUCAAAUCUGGGAUACAGCAGGGCAGGAAAAAUUCAAGUGCAUUGUAUCUACAUACUAUAGAGGCGCUCAAGUGAUUGUCACAGUGUUUGACAUGGCAGAUAUUCAAUCCUUGAAUCAUGCACGUCAGUGGUUGGAGGAAGCCAUGAGAGAAAAUUAUCCCAAUUCUUGUUUCAUCUUCUUGGUUGGCACCAAGACUGACCUUCUGCCCUCAGAUGAAAGGGAGAGAACUGAAAAAGAUGCGGUCCAUAUUGCAGCAGAGAUGCAUGCAGAGUUCUGGACACUUUCAGCCAAAACAGGGGAGAACGUGCAGGCAUUUUUCUUUAGGGUGGCUGGUUUGACUUUUGAAAACUGUAUAAUGAAGGACAUGGAGAAAGGUGUUCCAGCUAGUAUUGGCUGUGGGAAUGCUAUCAAAUCGGAUCGUAUCACUCUCGCAGAGGGCACAUAUCCCAAGAAGAACAUCAUUGGACCCACUGUUACUGGGACCCCACUAUGGAGCCAGGCCUGCAGGUGGAGCACACUGGCAAGCCCCUGGUGGCCAGGCCUUAACGCAUGGACCUCAGCCAGGGACAGCUUGAAGAGAAAACGUGGGCCCCCCUUCCCACCACCACCUGUGGGAGGGGCCAAAGGGGUCAGGGGCAGUGUGGGAUGGGUGAUGGCCAAGGGUUAGGACUUUGGUGGAAGUGGAUGGAUGGAUGGACAUAAAUUAAAACAUGGGUAAAAAUUCUAAGUAAUGCAGCUGUUUCUUAUAAACAAGGGUUCCAGUAUUUUUCCUCGAUAAGAUAAGAUAAGAUAAAUCUUUAUUGUCAUUGUCACAAGGACAACGAAAUUCAAAAGGUGCCAUCAGUCGGUGCACAUGCCCAAAAACAAAAAAUAACUGUCUCACAAUUCACACACAACGCAAGAAUCAACAAACAACCUGAACAAGCCCCUGACUGAAGACUCUAUUAGAGUAAUGCUAGGGGUUUUCAAUUAUAUAAUUAAUCAUUUUUAAUGUUCUUUGUUCACAAGAACAAAGUCGACCAUCUAUCGCCUGAAGAACAUCUCCAGGAUUAAAGGACUAAUGUCUCAGCCAGAUCUAGAGAAACUCAUCCAUGCGUUCAUC
Molecule: messenger RNA, 2966 nt
Organism: Xiphophorus couchianus (Monterrey platyfish)
Lineage: Eukaryota; Metazoa; Chordata; Actinopteri; Cyprinodontiformes; Poeciliidae
Product: ras-related protein Rab-36-like
Exons: 13
Coding region: 1455-2531 (358 amino acids)
Molecular function (GO): GTPase activity; GTP binding
Source: RefSeq, a predicted model, not a curated record